Serpula lacrymans var. lacrymans S7.9 is the source of this 672-nucleotide messenger RNA. RefSeq lists its product as uncharacterized. NCBI's taxonomy places the organism in Eukaryota, Fungi, Basidiomycota, Agaricomycetes, Boletales, Serpulaceae. The transcript has 5 exons. The coding region runs from base 1 to 672 and encodes 223 amino acids. The record is from RefSeq and is a predicted model, not a curated record.
AUGCUGUAUACUAGGGAUGGAAAUGACACCCUGAAGAGGAUCAUUAGACGCACCCUUUCAGAAGAUGAGGGCAACAAAUUAGGACCCUCUGCCAAACUUGCGAGUCCACAAAAGAUCUACAGGGACCAAUAUUUGCCAAGAGAGAGCAUUGACAAGUGGGUGAAUAACAUAUUGGACAAUAUGCUGAUGGAGGUGCUUAACGGGAGCAAAGCAGAAGAAAAUCCUUAUGUGGGUAGAUGGAAAAAUAUGAAAGACAACAUUACAAAAGAAAUGUGGGACAUUUUUGAUGAGACCGGAAUUUUCCUGGCUCUCUGUUGCCAUGGCUUCUCCCUCAUUGUGGACAUGGUACAGAGUGGGGAAUUAGCAAAAUAUCCUCUUGCUGUUGUCAAGAAAUUAUGGGAUGUUUUUGGCAAUGGCCUGGCUGGCUGGUUUGAUAUCAAUUGUAAAUUCAAAAAGCAUGCUUUGGAAGAGUUCCCUUGGUGCACGUGCAAAGGCACUCAACCACACCUGCCUAGUAGACUCCUUAACAAAACGCUCCCUGGGAAAAUGUUAGUAAAGAAGAAGAAAUUGUUGGUAAAGAGAGGAAUCAUGUGUGAAAAGAUCACAGAUAUGCUGUAUGAAUGGAGAAUGGAGUGGGUGUGGGCUGCAAAAUAUGGAGACAAGUUGGCUUAA